AUGGAAGCCUUGUCGGUAUUGCAGGAGUCUAGACCCUUACUAGGAGGUGCCAUCCAGCGGUGUAGCGCCGAAGACCGGCUGAGACGAGCUGGAGAAGCCGAUUCGGAAAGCGCAAGGCACGGCAUACGAUACGUGCUUGCAGCCACCGCCGUUUUAGCGCCGGUGGCCGAUGGGGUGGACCGGUCACUCUCGGCACAGGCGCGAAGCCGGCUGGAUUCGACACGCCCUCACGCGGAUGAGGCAUCGACUUGCACUCUCCACACAGCACGUCCUUGCUUCCUCGUGGUAACAGAGGACCGACCGGAAAAGCCGCGAUCGGUUGGCCGCUGCCUCUUGGCUUUCGGAGAGAGGGACGAAGGAAGAGCACGCGCUGCUGGGGCACCGCCUCCCAGGCUCCACAUGCCAUCCCAGCACGCGGAACCGACGGCGACUCCCCGGCUGCCGGAGGUGAUGGACCGGUGA
This is a messenger RNA of Leptomonas pyrrhocoris, 462 nucleotides long. RefSeq lists its product as hypothetical. The coding region runs from base 1 to 462 and encodes 153 amino acids. The transcript has a single exon. NCBI's taxonomy places the organism in Eukaryota, Euglenozoa, Kinetoplastea, Trypanosomatida, Trypanosomatidae. The record is from RefSeq and is a predicted model, not a curated record.